AUGGGGAUCAGCGUCGGAGACUCUAGGCGGCUUGCGAUCAGGGGCGAAUUACUGACACGAGCGGAUUUUGGCAUUCACGCUGUUCGCAAUGUGUCGCACAAAGUGGAGUGGUUGAUGGACCGCCUUCAGAAGUUGUGUGCGGUUGGUACGGCAGUUCGCCGCUCUCGCGGCCAGACUAGCUGGGCAUUUUUGCUUGAGCUAAUGGUGGUAGUCGCACUACUGAGUGGUGAGUCAUGCCUGGCUCAAAAAGAGUUACUCAACGCGUCCAUUGACUCAAGGGCCGAUGAAACCUGGGAUGCGGCUCAGAAGAUUUGGCAGUGGGCUGAACCGGGAUACCAGGAGGUGCAAUCGGCCGGGUUGUUGGCCGGGCAGCUUGAAGCGGCUGGGUUUCAGGUGGUGCGCGGCGUGGCUGAGAUGCCGACGGCGUUUACGGCCACGUUUGGUGAUGGCCAUCCGAUCAUCGGUAUCUUGGGCGAGUACGAUGCUCUGCCAGAACUUUCGCAGCAGGCCGUUCCGCAGCGCGCGCCCAUCGAAGGAAACGAGUACGGCCAUGCCUGUGGACACCAUUUGUUUGGGGCCGCUUCGGUGUCGGCGGCGAUCGCGAUUGCUGAACAGAUUCGGUCCGGACAGAUUCGAGGAACGGUUCGCUUCUAUGGUUGUCCGGCAGAGGAAGGCGGCUCGGGGAAGGUCUUUCUGGUUCGGGCCGGAUUGUUCAACGAUUGCGACGCGGUUGUGCACUGGCACCCCAGCAGUCGUAACGCGGCCGGUGACCCUAGUUGCCUCGCGCGUUGCGCGGUGAAGUUUCGUUUCCAUGGUCGUGCCGCACAUGCGGGUGCAUCGCCUCACCUGGGGCGUUCGGCUUUAGACGCCGUAGAGCUGACCAACUAUGCGGCGGAGAUGCUGCGUGAACAUACGCCCGACAUGACGAGGAUUCAUCACGUCAUUACUUCCGGCGGCGGCGCCCCGAACGUAGUGCCGGAGUUUGCAGAAGUGUUCUACUAUGUCCGGCAUCCGCAGGCUGAAGUGGUGCGUGAUCUCUACAACCGGCUUGUGCUGUGUGCCAAGGGCGGGGCGUUGGCGACCGAAACAAAGCUGGAAGUCGAGUAUCUCGGUGGUACGGUGGAGAUAUUGCCGAACGAUACUCUAAAGCGAUUGACCCUGGCCAAUCUCAGAGCGCUCAAUCAAUUGCAAUACGACGAGACCGAGAAGCAAUUCGCGGCGCGGAUACAAUCGACACUGCUGGAGCAGCCGUCGCUGGACUCAAUUACUGAAGUGGUCGAUGCCAGUGGUUCGACCAAGAUGGGAUCGACCGACGUGGGUGAUGUGUCUUGGGUUGUGCCGACAACUGGGUUCUCCACGGUGUGCUGGGUUCCCGGUACCCCUGGCCAUUCGUGGCAAGCGGUGGCCAGUGGGGGCACAACGAUCGGCCGCAAGGGCAUGCUGAUGGCCGCGAAAGUAUUGGCUGCCACGAUGUGGGAUAUGUACCAACAACCCGAUGUCAUCGCCGCUGCCAAGAAAGAGCAUCAAAAGCGUCUCGCGAGCAAGCAGUACCAAGCUCUGCUUGAACCCAAGCAGAAGCCGCCACUCGAUUAUCGGAAGUAG
This is a messenger RNA of Cladocopium goreaui, 1602 nucleotides long. Lineage: Eukaryota; Dinophyceae; Suessiales; Symbiodiniaceae. The record is from the annotation of a GenBank genome assembly.